This is a messenger RNA of Staurois parvus, 286 nucleotides long. The record is from the annotation of a GenBank genome assembly. NCBI's taxonomy places the organism in Eukaryota, Metazoa, Chordata, Amphibia, Anura, Ranidae.
GUGUGCUCGUAGCACAGUAAACUGUUAACAUAUAGUCAGGGGCGGACUGACAACUCAUGGGGCCCCCGGGCAAUAGGGGAUCAUGGGGCCCCUGUGUCCUUGCCCACACUCAAACCACACCCAAAAAAGCCUAUGAAAGCUACCAGGGGCAUCUCAUGAGGCCCCUUACUGACCCCGGGCCGUCGGGCAGUGCCCAGGGGCCCCAUGAGUUGUCAGUCCGCCCCUGGUCAUAUUCGUACAGUGUUGCAUGACUGAGUAAUUGUCAUUCAAAAUGUGACAGCGCUGA